UAACGCAGUCAGGUAGGGGUGGAAACCACAUGCAGUAAACUCCAGGUACACAUUUGUUUCAGCUGGAUCCACGUCGGAUCAGUGCAGGCUGUUUAGACAAAAAGUCCUGGUUUUCUGCUCAAGAGAGGUGGUUUUCCCUGUUACCAGUCAUUUCUGUUAACAAAUACUGGUGAAUCUGGCAUUAUUAGUGGGCCGUGAAACUCUCAGGAAUUUUUCAUACACCAAGAUGAGGGAGAUGGCCUAUAACACACUCAAGGUGACACGUCAGUAAAUAGCACCCUUUAGAUGCAGAUCUUUCUAACUUCACUAACCCUUCAGACUCUCAGCUAUCAGUGGAGUGCACAGCUGCUGGUCUCUGUGAAGAUCCUUACCGGAAGGCAGCAUGUCCAAUUUUACCUUGAGAAAAACAUCUCCUACAGGAAAUGAUAUGAAGAGUACCACUCAGGGGACCACACUGAGGCAGCAGGGCUUUCUUGAGAUGAACAAAAGAAGGACUUUCUUACAGGAUAACAGCUGGAUAAAGAAACGUCCUGAAGAAGAAAGAGAUGAAAAUCAUGGCAGGGUGGUGCUCACCCGACAUAAUUCCCAUGAUGCCUUGGACAGGAAAACAAAUGAGAGAGAUGAGCCAAAAGCCACAAUUAGUCGGUACAGAUCUGAUGACACUUUGGACAGAAACAUGUCCACGUUUAGAUCACCAGAAGCAACAAAGACGCAACCUGGAGGUUUGUUCAGUGCAAACGCCACCAGCACCCCCGCUUCCACCUCUGCUGCUGCUCCUGUAAAGAAAAAGAGACAGUCCUGGUUUCCACCGCCCCCUCCGGGUUAUAAUGCCACCCCAAGCACAGGAGCAAGCAGAAGGGAAUCAGCUAUUCACCCUCCAAUACCUCCAAAGCCCAGUUCUCCAGUUUCAUCUCCUAACCAGCUGAAAGGAGGUAAUAGGCAGAUAUGUCCACCUAAACCAGGUGUUUAUAUGGAAACCAACAGAUCUGCUGAAAGCAAUAUAAGGAGUCAGGAUCUUGAGAACACUGUCAAAGUGGCCACUUCACUUCAGAAAACUGACAAGGGUGAAGAACUGGAUAAUCUCAUCCAAAUGAGCAAAAGUUUGAAUAGAAACCAAGGUCUUGAUGGUCUCUUCAGAACAAAUCUUAAGGCAGAGCAAACAGAGAAAAGGGCCAAAAGCCUUGAAAAUCUCAUCUUUGUGAAUACCCGGACAGACGAAAAUGGCAAAGGAAACCAAAGCCUUGACAGUUUCAUUAAAGAAAAUCCCAGAACAGUCGAGAAUGACAAAGGAAAUCAAGGCCUUGGAAGUCUUAUUAAAGUUAAUCAAAGGACUGACAAAAGUGAGAAAGGAACCCAAGGUCUCAAAACGAUUAUCAAAGCAAACGCCAGGACAGAUAAAACUAGCAGAGGUGAAGACCUUGAUAAUAUUAUCAAAGUGAAUCCCAAAGGAAAUGAAAAUAUGCCUGGAAAACAAGACCUCAAUGGACUUAUUAAAGUGAAUUCCGAAACAAAUAAAAAUAUCAAGAGGGGCCAGAGCCUUGACAAUCUCAUCCAAGUGACCCCUGAAGUAAACAGAAGCACCCCAGGUUCCAAAGACCUUGAUAACCUCAUCAAAGUGGAUCCAAGAAUGGGAAAAAGUGUGCAAGGGGCCCAAAGUCUUGACAGCCUCAUCAAAGUGGCUCCUGAAACAAACAGAACUAACCAAGGGAACAAAGACCUGGACAAUCUUAUCAAAGUGAUUCCCUCAGCAAACAAAAGUAGUGAACAAGGUCUUGAUGAACGUAUUAAUGUAAGCUCCAAAGCUGCCAAAAACAUGACUGGAAAUCAAGAUCUUGAUAAACUCAUCAAAGUGAAUCCUGAAACUCUCACCAACAAUCGAAGAAACGAGGAUUUUGAUAACCUCAUCAAAGUGAAUCCUGCAGUAAUCAGAAGCAAUCAGAGCCAAGACUUGGACAAUCUUAUUAAAGUGAAACCUUCAGCUCUCAGAAACAUGGAGCGAGACCAAGACCUGGAAAAGUUAAUUGAAGUAAAUUCCAAUGUGUCUAAAAAUAAGAAUGGAAGGCUAGAUGGCCAAGUCAAUGGAUCUACUGAUGCUUUAAACCCCCAGUCCACUGGAACCCCUGCCUAUUCUUAUGAAGCCAGGAAGACGCUCAGCUCCAAUGCUGAAACCAGGCAUGCAGGACCAAAGGACACGGUUGUGUACACAAGGACAUAUGUGGAGAAUAGUAAACCACCAAAGGGUGGAUAUCAGGAGAAUUUCUCUGGAAAAUACAUACAAACUGUUUAUUCAACUUCAGAUAGGUCUGUCAUUGAAAGAGAUAUGUGCACUUACUGCCGAAAACCCUUGGGCGUGGAAACUAAAAUGAUUUUAGAUGAAUUACAAAUUUGCUGCCAUUCCACUUGCUUCAAGUGUGAAAUAUGCAAACGGCCUUUGGAAAACCUACAAGCAGGUGACAGCAUUUGGAUUUAUAGACAGACGAUACACUGUGAACCUUGCUACUCUAAAGUUGUGGCAAAGUGGAUUCAAUAAUUCUGACACACGGACAUCAAGAUGAAAGCGCUCAUUAAGGAAUUUAAAUUUUUAUUUUAAGAAUAUGUAAUCUAGAAAAGUUUUUACCCCAAAGAUUGACUCUUGUGUAGAAUUAACAAUUCUGCUAUUGCAUAAAUAAUCUAAUUGCCUUCAAUAAGGUCAUCCACAUAAAGGGAACCAUCUGGUAUCUGGCUAGAUUUAGCUAUCAAAAAUUCAAGUGGUUCCAGUUACCAAUGUCAAAAGAAUGAUGCUUCUGAUGGCAGUGAACAUUGUCAACCUUAACCAGGUCCAUCUCUGCUUCAUAUUUAGCCUGUGCCUUAUGGUUUCCAUUAUAGACAAGUUUCUCAUUUUCUCACCUUUGUUUCCCUAAGAAUUUGGAUUUACAGAUGUUCUUGACAUCCUGACAAACUGUCGAGGAAGCAAGAUAUGUUUCCUUUAUGUGCAAAAGAAAUACUGAUAGAAAUUUUCUUAGGAAGUUUGGCAAAAAGAUGUUAACAUAUCAAGUUGUAUGGACCUCAAAAAAUCACUUAAACUUUUCAGGUCUCUGUGCCAUUAUCUGUAACAUGAGGGGUAUUGGCCAAAAUGUUUCCAAAGGUUCCUUUCUGCUCUCAAAAUCAUCUGAUUCUAAAAGAAGUUUUUGUUUUUUCUUUAGAAACAUAUCCGAAUAUGUGUUUGUUAAGCAUAUUGAACUAAAUAGGACAUCUAAACAAUUUAACCCUAGUGCCAUCCUUCGGUUUAUCACAUAUAAUUUUUAUAGAAUGUGUUUUAAAAACAGAAAGACAUGGAUUUAUGGGUAACAGGUAAAAUCAUAUGACGUGUAGUUUACAUAUUGUAAUUUGCUAAGUUUUCUUUGCAUGCAUUUCAAAAUCUAGACAUAUAAAUAAUCUAUAAGAAAUAACAGUUAUGGACUACAAAGACAUGUCCUUUAGCGUGUAACAUCUGUUCAUAUUCCAUAGCACUUUAUAUUUCCAGAUGGCUUAUAAAAAUAAAGUGAACUGUCAGUUACACAGAAUCUUUUGUGGAAUGUCUAUAAAUAUCAUUCACUGACAUUGAUUUGGUCAAUUAUGGUGAUCACAAUUUAUUAUAUUCUUUGCCAUGCUGCUUAACUUAAUUAUUUAACUGCUCAAGCUAUAGCUUUUAUUUUUUAAAGAUCUUUUUCUUAAGGAAUUGAAAAUUCAAUAAUCUUAUGUGAGGAACUAGAAUUGUUAUUAAAAUUGAGAAAUUAAACAUAAACUAUUUUCUAUGCACAUAGCAACUGCUUCUCGAAGGAAGGCAUAUGAAGCGUUGAGAGAGGGUGGAGUUCUAGGGAAAUUUAAGGCAGUUGUAAAAAACUGGCAUAAACUAGAGAGAUUAAAAGAUAAUCAUGUAUUUUCUAAAUGUUGAUAAAUUUAUAGAAUUAUUCUUCUAUAUAAUGAUUUCAAGCAUCUGUUCCUCUUAGAGACUGGUCCACCAAGUGUUAAACACAAAAUGCUUAUCAAAAUACAGCAAUGUAUAAUCGUUGUCCUAUGGAGAGGGAGCCAGAAAAAACAAUUAAUAAUAAUUUGAUAUUCAUUAAUUCAUGCUUGAUGAGAAGCAGUGGUAAUUGGGCCAUAUGUUUUAUUGUUCUUUUAUUACAUGCUAUCAGAGUGGAUCAAAAGAAAUAAUUUUCUUAGAGUUGGAAUUCAUGGCAGAAAAGGACGGAUGGAAUAGUAUCCUUCCCUUUUAUAUAAAGUGUAUUAACAUCUCAAUGCCUUUGUGGUAAUUAAAAGUCAUUUGAAUAUCA
Messenger RNA from Equus quagga, 4292 nucleotides. RefSeq names its product sciellin (gene SCEL). Bases 383 to 2530 code for a protein of 715 amino acids. Gene Ontology annotation, cellular component: cytoplasm. Lineage: Eukaryota; Metazoa; Chordata; Mammalia; Perissodactyla; Equidae. The transcript is spliced from 36 exons. The record is from RefSeq and is a predicted model, not a curated record. Gene Ontology annotation, biological process: epidermis development.